Molecule: messenger RNA, 3603 nt
Organism: Lingula anatina
Lineage: Eukaryota; Metazoa; Brachiopoda; Lingulata; Lingulida; Lingulidae
Cellular component (GO): extracellular region
Molecular function (GO): chitin binding; calcium ion binding
Source: RefSeq, a predicted model, not a curated record
GACACGUGGGGGGUGAUGACAGUGAGGACGUGUAGCGUUGGCACCGCAUGGAACCAGAAGAAUCAGACCUGCGCCGACGCUUUCGACGGGAAAGUGGUAAAACCUUUUGCUGCAGUGACCCAGCCCCCAACGCCAGCCCCAACAACCACACAGGCACCCACUACAAAGCCAGCAACCCAGCCUCCCAUCUCUAACCCCUGUACCCCGCAGAACAUCGCACUAAACAAACUGUUCUUCCCACACCCCUACGAUAACACCAAGUACCUCCAGUGUGAUCUGUGGGGGAACGUGUGGGAACAGAGCUGCCAGCCGGGGAUGGUCUGGGACCAAAGGUACGAGACCUGCGUUCCAUCACCUGGCGGGCCAGUUGUGUUUAAAGUGACCACUAGCACUGCUGCACCGACAACAACAACAACUACUACAACCACCACAACCACUCCAAAGCCCACCACAACCACUACUACCACUACCCAAGCCCCAACCAACACACCAGUCAAGAACCCCUGCACCGUACAGAACAUUAAUGCUGGUCGUAUAUACCACCCAUACCCCGGAGACAAGACCCGCUACAUCCAAUGUGACCUGUGGGGAAGUAUGUACGUGAAGCAGUGCGGUGCCGGCACUUGGUGGAACCAGAAAAACGAAACUUGCGUCGACGCCAUCGCCGAGGCUGUAAUCAACGGUAUUGUCAAACCCGCUGUGCGUGCAGUAUCCAUUACAAACCCCUGCACUCCAGACAACAUUGCCAAUAACAUUUUCUACUUCCCAUACCCCGGGGAUAAAACUAAAUACAUACAGUGCGAUAAAUGGGGCAAUAUGUAUGUCCAGAGCUGUCCGGCAGGAUUGUGGUGGUUUCAAAAGAAUGAAACCUGCGUCAGAGCUUUGCCUAUGCCUGCUGUCAUGAGAGUGUCUACCACCACCACCACGACCCCUGCACCACUAGUGAACCCGUGUACCCCACAGAACAUCGCACUGGGCAAACUGUUCUUCCCACACCCCUACGAUAACACCAAGUACCUCCAGUGUGAUCUGUGGGGGAACGUGUGGGAACAGAGCUGCAAAGCGGGGAUGGUCUGGGACCAGAGGGCUGAUACAUGCGUUCCAUCAUCUGCCAUUCCAGUUGUGUUUAAAGUGACCCCUAGCACCGCGGCACCGACAACAACAACAACCACUACAACCACCACAACCACACCAAAGCCCACCACCACCACUACUACCACAACCCAAGCCCCAACCAACAAACCGGUCAAGAACCCCUGCACCGUACAGAAUAUUAAUGCUGGUCGUAUAUACCACCCGUACCCCGGAGACAAGACCCGCUACAUCCAAUGUGACCUGUGGGGAAGCAUGUACGUGAAGCAGUGCGGUGCCGGCACUUGGUGGAAUCAGAAGAACGAAACCUGCGUCGACGCCAUCGCCGAGGCUGUAAUCAACGGUAUUGCUAAGCCUGCUGCACGUGCAGCAUCUAUUACAAACCCCUGCACUCCAGACAACAUCGCCAAUAACAUUUUAUACUUCCCAUACCCCGGGGAUAAAACCAAAUACAUACAGUGCGAUAAGUGGGGCAAUAUGUUUAUAAAGAGUUGUCCGGCGGGACUGUGGUGGUCCCAGAAGAAUGAAACCUGCGUCACCUCUGUACCUACGCCUGCUGGCAUGAGAGUGUCUACCACGACCCCCGCACCACUGGUGAACCCGUGUACCACGCAGAACAUCGCACUGAACAAACUGUUCUUCCCACACCCCUACGAUAACACCAAGUACCUCCAGUGUGAUCUGUGGGGGAACGUGUUUGUACAGAGCUGCAAAGCGGGGAUGAUCUGGGACCAGAGGGUUGAGACCUGCGUUCCAUUCCGUGGUCGCAGGGCGGCAAUUUUUAGCCAUCCUUGCACUCCCGAGAACAUCAAGGCAGGCAAUAUGUUCUUUGCCUAUCCCGCAAAUAAGUACAAGUAUAUCCAGUGUUCCAUUUGGGGCGGACAGUUCCUGAUGUCUUGCGGUGCAGGCACGUGGUGGAACCAGCUUGGACAGACCUGUGUUGAUGCCGCCUCUGAGGCCCUCAUCAUCGCCAGCCAUGGAAAACCAGCUUCGUGGGGCAGGACAACACCAGCACCGGCCACAACCAACAGACCCAUCGUCAACCCCUGCACCCCUGCAAAUUUGGCUCUGAAGAACAUCCUCUUUGCACACCCAUGGGAUGCAACCAAGUACCUGCAGUGCAACCCACAGGGUAUUAUGUACAUUAUGAAUUGCCCCAGGGGAACGUUCUGGAAUCAGAAACACGUUCAGUGCUCGUCCAGCAUUGGAGACCUGGUGGGGAAAUCUACGCCUCCACCAAAGACAAAUCCACCCUCCACAGCUCCACCAACCACUACUCAACCACCAACCACCCAGCCACCAACCACUACUCAACCACCUACAACAACCCAACCUCCUACAACCACUACACAACCACCGACCACCACUACUUCCACCCCAAAACCAACCACCACUGAAAAAAUAACAACUGUGCCAGCCACAACAAUGCCUCCAUCAACCACCGGACCUCCCAUCCCCAAUCCUUGCACUCCAGAGAAAAUAGCGGCCGGGAUACUGGUUUUCCCAUACAAACCAGACAAAUCCAAGUACCUCCAGUGUGACCUUUGGGGCAAGGUGUACUUGGUGGAGUGUCCAAAGGGAACGCAGUGGAACCAAACAGCCGAGCAGUGUUCCGGCGGCGCCAUCACCCGUAAAACCUUCGGUAGUGGUCUGAGGACCACAUUGGACAACCCGUGUACCCCUGAAAACAUCAACGCCGGCAAGUACUACUUCCCCUACCCGGGUGACAAGACCAAGUACAUCCAGUGCGACCUCUGGGGCAAUAUGUACAUCCGGAACUGCUCCGAGGGGACCGUGUGGAACCAGAAGAAUGAAACAUGUGUCCAGGUUGACCCAGAUCAGCCAGGAGCCAGUGUUAAGACAGACAAGGUGAAGCUCAUCCCGCUGGCACUCAAUAACCCCUGCACUCCAGGCAGCGUCAAGUCCGGGCACGUGUUUUACGCCCACCCUGAUCCCAAGAUGUACAUCCAGUGUGAUCGCCUCGGAAACCCCUUGCUUCAUAAAUGCCACAGUGGCAUGAAGUGGGACGACACACAGAAGCGUUGUGUUAGUACCAAGAGUGUGGUCUUCAUCAGCGGACCGUAAAUCAGUCCGCAAUCUUUGACUGCCCACGACUUUACCUAUGCCAACCUUGAUUUCGUACGUUCUUAGUGUAGAAUUCACAAAGUCUCUUCAUGGCCAAAAUCAGACCUGCUGUAUGUGAAUCAGGCACAACUUUUAUCUAUGCAGUAUUCUCGUCUUCAUACACACGUUAAUGUAGUUGAUAUCUUCAAUGAAAAAUCUUUAUUUUUGUUUACGAGACCGUCGUUUAUUUAUCAUACAAAUCAUCAUGCUAAUCACCUGCUUACACAGUGUAUAUCACCUGACAGUUAAAUGGUUUCAGUGUAAUUGAUUUGUAGAGACUUUUUUCCGCAAUGCGAUUCACUGAUUUAACGUCAAAGGAGACGGUUACAUCGGUUUAUAUUGUGAUUGAAAUUUAAGAUUCCCAAAAUAAAUAUUAAAUGCACGAAA